GCAGAAACAUAAUGUUGCUAAAUAUGAUCGUAUAUGUACAUAGGAAAUUAGCUAAUCGAGCAGAUCAGAGCAGACGCCGGAAAAAAAAAAACUAAAAAUAAGUGCACAAAAUCAGAAGAAGAAUUAGAAAAAAGAAAGAAAAUUCUGAAAUGGUGCCACCAAGACUAAUGUAGCGUCUGUGUGUCUGACUGACUAAUUCCAACCCCGCCCGCCUCUCCAUUCCACUAGUAGUAUCAAAGGACAGAGUUAUGAAUGGAUAAAGUGAAGAACUUUCCAUUUGCUCGCCCCAGCUUCUUCUUCCUCUCUCUGUUAUUUUGUGCGUGGCUCGGUUACCCCCUCUCUCUCUCUGUGCGACUCUUUGUUUGAAUGUGUUUAUGUCCUUCGAAAUCUUAUUGUAUUAGAUUGGAGUUUUCAAAGGAGCCUGGCUAAUUUUCGCCACAUAUGUCGCCCCUCAUUUCUGUUUAGAGACCGAAAUUUAUUAGAAUAAUGGCUUCCAGAGCACUCUUGCGGAGGAAGAGAUCCCUCUUUAGUUCCCUUAAUCAACCAACAUGCUUGAUUCCUAGUUUUUCCAGUUUCAAGCAUGGGCAGCUAUCCCAACCAAGUUUCUCGGAAGGAUCAAGAUGGGUUGACUGCCAUCCAUCUGGAGAUACUGAUUGUAGAUUUUCAUCCUCAGUUGUCAGGGAUGGAAAUUUAGGUCUUUUAGCAGCAGAUUUUCUUAGGCACAACUCUUUUGGAAUCUCGACUUUAGCUCGUCAAAUUGGAAGUCCAGGUUUUGAUUCUUCUUCUUUGGGAAUUAGGUGGUUUUCACACUCUGUUCGGUUUUCAUCCACUGCCACAGCUGGUCAACCUGAAUUUCGCAGUGGUAAUGACAGAAAUGAAAAGCAGGCUACUAAGAAGAUGAAGGAAGCUUCAGCGGAAGAGUGUGAUGAAGCUGUUGAAGAUUUGACUGAGGUUAAAGCCAAGGCAAAGGCUAAGCAGGUGCAAGAAUCACAAAAAAGUUCUAAAUCAGUUAUCCAGAGAAUGUGGGCUGUGCUUCUGGGUAUUGGCCCUGCUUUGAGAGCUAUUGCUUCAAUGAGCAGGGAAGACUGGGCUAAGAAGCUGCGUCAUUGGAAGGAUGAGUUUAAGUCUACGAUGCAACACUAUUGGUUGGGUACAAAGCUACUAUGGGCUGAUGUUAGAAUAAGCUCGAGGUUACUGGUGAAACUUGCCAGCGGGAAGGGUCUUUCUAGAAGGGAAAGGCAACAGCUCAUGCGUACCACUGCUGAUAUUUUUAGGCUAGUUCCUUUUGCAGUUUUUAUCAUAGUUCCAUUCAUGGAGUUCCUACUUCCUGUAUUUCUUAAAUUAUUUCCAAACAUGUUGCCAUCAACCUUCCAGGACAGAAUGAAAGAACAGGAGGCACUGAAAAGGAAGCUAAAUGCCAGAAUAGAAUAUGCCAAGUUUCUACAAGACACUGUUAAAGAAAUGGCAAAAGAAAUCCAGAACUCACGAAGUGGAGAAACUAAGCAAACGGCUGAAGAUCUUGAUGAAUUCAUGAACAAGGUUAGAACAGGUGCACGCGUUGCCAAUGAAGAAAUUUUAGGCUUUGCCAAGUUAUUCAACGAUGAGCUUACUUUGGAUAACAUCAGCAGGCCUCGACUUGUAAACAUGUGCAAGUAUAUGGGUAUAAGUCCAUAUGGAACAGAUGCAUAUUUGCGUUAUAUGCUUCGGAGAAGACUGCAAGAGAUUAAAAAUGAUGAUAAGAUGAUUCAAGCUGAGGGUGUUGAGUCGCUUUCAGAAACUGAGCUUCGUCAAGCUUGUAGAGAACGAGGCUUGCUUGGAUUACUUUCAGUUGAGGAAAUGCGGCUACAGCUGCGUGAUUGGCUGGAUUUGUCCCUGAACCAUUCUGUUCCAUCAUCUCUGUUGAUUCUGUCUAGAGCCUUCUCUGUUUCUGGAAAAGUUAAGCCAGAGGAAGCUGUUCAGGCUACACUUUCAUCUCUUCCCGAUGAAGUUGUGGAUACUGUUGGAGUUACAGCCUUGCCAUCUGAAGACUCAGUUUCAGAAAGGAGAAGAAAGUUGGAGUUCUUAGAAAUGCAGGAAGAGCUAAUCAAGGAGGAGGAAGAGGAAGAAGAGGAGAAGCAGGCCAAGAUGAAGGAAUCUGUUGGUAGCCAAAAGGAUGUUGCUUUGGAAGAGAUGACCAUUCCAACAGCUAGAGAAGCACAAGAACAGGCAAGAGCAAAAACAUUGGAGAAACAUGAACAACUUUGUGAGCUCAGUCGUGCUUUAGCUGUUUUAGCUUCCGCAUCUUCAGUAAGUAGAGAGCGUGAAGAAUUCCUGAAACUUGUUAAGAAGGAGAUAGACCUGUACAACAAUAUGGUGGACAAAGAAGGUACAGAAAAUGAGGAAGAAGCUAAGAAGGCAUACAGAGCUGCCAGAGAGGAAAGUGACCAAGCUGCUGAAACUGCCAUGGGUAACAAGGUUUCGUCAGCACUGAUUGAAAGAGUUGAUGCUAUGCUCCAAAAGCUUGAAAAAGAAAUUGAUGAUGUGGAUGCCAAAAUUGGAGAUCGAUGGCGCUUGCUUGAUAGGGAUUAUGAUGGCAAAGUGACCCCUGAGGAGGUUGCAUCUGCUGCUAUGUACCUCAAGGACCACUUGGACAAGGAAGGUAUCCAAGAACUUAUAAGUAACCUUGCCAAAGAUAGAGAAGGAAAAAUUCUUGUGGAAGAUAUUGUGAAAUUGGGCAGUCAAAUGGAAGAAGAAGAUGAUGCAGCUGAGGAAGGAAAAGCAUAGAGGAGGAUAGCAGCUGAAAGAGUUGGUUAUCUGGACACUGAUAGAACUGGGAAGACACCUUGGAGGGAGAAGAAAAGGCCAAAAAAAGAAAAGAAGAGGAAAAAGAUUCUAUGGUUGCUGAAUGUGAAUUUAGCAUCUGUGAAAGAAAAUGAAACAUGAAUACACACAGAAAACUAGAUAGGUGUUAUUAGGAUUAUAUAUAUAAGUCGCAGGAAUGUAAUAAAUUAUUCUUGGUACAGGAUAAAGCUUAUAAAAGAGGAGAUGUCAAAAGGUUUAAACCGUUGACGUCCGGCAGCAUGGCUGAGGAUUAGUAUGAAUAACUUGUACUGACAUUGUGAAGAAAGGUGUCAAAUGACUGUUAAUAUGGCAGAGGGAAAUACAAAUGCUAAUAGGGUCCAAA
Ricinus communis (castor bean) is the source of this 3163-nucleotide messenger RNA. Its product is annotated as mitochondrial proton/calcium exchanger protein. Gene Ontology annotation, molecular function: calcium ion binding; ribosome binding. Lineage: Eukaryota; Viridiplantae; Streptophyta; Magnoliopsida; Malpighiales; Euphorbiaceae. Gene Ontology annotation, biological process: intracellular monoatomic cation homeostasis. The transcript is spliced from 15 exons. Gene Ontology annotation, cellular component: mitochondrial inner membrane. The coding region runs from base 487 to 2763 and encodes 758 amino acids. The record is from RefSeq and is a predicted model, not a curated record.